Messenger RNA from Centruroides sculpturatus (bark scorpion), 1852 nucleotides. RefSeq names its product cytochrome P450 4C1-like. The coding region runs from base 37 to 1671 and encodes 544 amino acids. The record is from RefSeq and is a predicted model, not a curated record. Lineage: Eukaryota; Metazoa; Arthropoda; Arachnida; Scorpiones; Buthidae. Gene Ontology annotation, molecular function: heme binding; monooxygenase activity; iron ion binding. The transcript is spliced from 10 exons.
UUGCUUUUGAUGCUGGAAAGACAGUGAAAGUUUGAAAUGAUUUUUUUAUUUCUGUGGAUUAUAUUUGAGUUUAGAAUAUGUUUUAUAUUCUUUGUAGCUGUAAUUAUUUUUAUAUUAUGGAUGAAAAAUUCGAAGAAGAAGAAUGAUUGUGAAAUACAAAAGUUUGCAUCUACUCCUCUUUUAAAAAAUAUUAUUUCUGUUUGGAAAAAUGGACAGAAUAUAAAUGUAGGCGUUUUACUUAUUCAAUAUCUAAGUGCAGUGUGUCACUUGUUUGAAAAGAAGAAAAUGUUUAAAGGAUCAUGGGCGGGACAUACGUACGUUGUACUGUUUCAUCCCGAAGUUGCUCAGGAGGUAUUAAAAAGCUACAGCGUAAUUAAUAAAGAUUGGGUAUACAACAUCUUUCACUCGUGGUUGGGUACAGGACUUCUUACCAGUUCCGAUGAAAAGUGGAGGAGUAGAAGAAAACUUUUAACACCGGCUUUUCACUUUCGAAUUCUCGAAGAUUUUCAAGAUAUAUUUUACGAACAAGCUAACAUAUUAGUACAGAAAUUAAUCGAAACAAAGGAAGGCGAAGUGGUAGAAAUGUCCGAAUUAGUCACGCUUUGUACACUCGACAUAGUUGCGGGUGAUUAUUUUAUUUGUACUUACAGUAUUUUCACCGUAUCGUACAUAAACAUUUUAAUUAAAAUUUUCUUAGACUCGGCCAUGGGUAUCCAAUUAAAAGCUCAAGUCAAGUCAGAUAAUAACUAUGUCAAAGCUGUUAAAGGAAUAACUAGCACAUUCAUUGAAUGGUUUGCAAAACCCUGGUAUUGGUUUCCACCAAUUCUGUACUUCAGUCCGCUGGGUAAGAAGAUGAGAAGAGAUAUCGAACUCGUUCACGAUUUUGCCAGAAAGGUGAUAAGAAAGAAGAAAGGAAAAUUGUUAAAACAGUUGGAAGAGGACGAUGUUAUCGAUGAUUUUGAAAAAGACAAAGAAGUUUUGGGGAUCAAAAAACGUAGGGCCUUUCUAGAUUUGUUGGUAUAUCAUCACAUCGUCAGUGGCGACCUGACGGAAGAAGAUAUCAGAGAAGAAGUCGACACGUUCAUGUUUGAAGGCCACGACACGACCGGAAUGGGUAUAAGCUGGACUUUGUAUCUCCUCGGUUUACAUCACGAAACUCAAGAAAGAGUUUAUCAGGAACUUUGCCAUAUUUUUCCCGAUGACGUGAAUAGAACUAUUAAAAUGGACGACUUAAAAGAAAUGAAAUAUUUAGAACGAGUUAUUAAGGAAGCCUUGCGAUUAUUUCCUUCAGUGCCUUACAUUUUGCGAAGGAAUUCCGUGGAAAUAAAAAUUGGAAAAUGUACGAUUCCACGAAAUUCCUCGUUGUGUGUUUACAUUUACGGAAUUCAUCACAAUUCGGAAGUUUAUGAAAAUCCAGAAGUAUUCGAUCCAGAUAGAUUCUUGCCAGAAAACUGCGAGAAUCGUCAUCCUUUCGCUUACUUGCCAUUCUCGGCUGGUCCCAGGAAUUGCAUAGGCCAACGUUUCGCCAUGAUGGUAAUGAAGACAGUUUGUGCCCACGUCUUACGUAAUUUUAAAGUGCAUUCUUUAGAACAUCGUGAAAAAGUUCUGGUUUCCGGAGACGUCAUACUUCGUCCUAAAGAAGAAAUAAAGAUGACCAUAGAGAAAAGAUAACCCUCUGUAAACAUGCUUAUAAAGUUUAUUGUUCGAUCCUUUGACAAAUUAAAAAUAUGAAAAAUUACGAUGACAUAUAGGGUGAACAUCUUACAUUUAUAUAUAUUACAAGAUAUCUACAGAAGCUUCAAACGAACAGAUUUUAUUAUUAUUGUUAUUCAUUUAUAAUAUAAAAAGCAGC